GUGUGGGCCGUCGCUUAGGCGAUAAGGUGGCACAUUAGGCGUUCUUUUGGUAGCCCUAGGAUGGGCUCUGGGCAAAGUGUGAGCAGGGGAACCCCUUUGGCUGAGAUUCUCGAGAAAUGGAAAAAUAUUUCUGGCACCCAUGGGUUAGGUAAAAGGAGAGCUGUAAUUUUGUGUAAAGUCGAGUGGCCAGCGCUGACUAUUCAGACGCCCUUUGGAUGGCCACCCGACAGAACUUUUGGACAGGAUGAAUUAACCUGCCUUAGACAAAAGCUGGAGGACAAAUAUCCAGCUCAAAUGGAUUAUUGGUAUGUAUGGGAUAAUUGGGCAUAUGCCCGAGGUAAGGGGUGCCCCUCGACUUUGGGCUCUGGUACCAGAUCUAAGGUUUGUAUGCCGCUUGCGGGUUCCGCUCCACCCUAUGCUGCCUUCCUGCCUCCGUCUCUCCCUUCUACUCCUCACCCUGGCCCCGCUCCUCUCCCCGCUGCCCCUCUGUAUCCCUCUUUAACCCUGCCUUCUGUGGCACUUCAGGCGCCCCUGAUACAGCCGCUCAUUAUAACACAUGGGCCGGACGGCGGGGAGUAAGUGGCAAUGGUCACGGUUCAUCACCCUUUCGGCCCUAGGGAUCUAAUCACCUGGCAGUCGCAGAUGCUGAGGUUGUGCGACAAUCUGGAACGGGUUCUGCAGACUAUCCGAUCCGUCUUUACGGCCUUUAACACUAACUGGGCGGACGUUGAGGCUAUUUUGCAGACUCUAUUUACCCUGGACGAAAGAUAUUCCAUCUUAGACGCCAACCGCCGUUCGGCCGGGGGGCCCGGGGGAGGGCCUGGCUGGCCAGACACAGAUCCUGGGUGGGAUGUCAGCGUGGAGGGGGGUAAGGCCACCCUCUCAGCAGCUCAGGAGGGGCUUGUGGAAAGCAUCCGCAGGGCAGGUAGUAAGACUGUGAAUUGGUCCAAAAUUAGAGAGUGCCAGCAAGACUUAAACGAGCAUCCAUCUGCCUUUUUGGCCCGCUUGUUUAAGCAAGUUAGGAUGUACGGGGGAGGGGUGGAGCCAGAAGCCGAGGUUAGCCGCACGAUGAUGGUCUCUUACUUUGUCGAUCAAGCGGUGCUGGACAUAACGAAGUAUUUCACUAAACAUGUUCCCGACUGGCCAGGAAAACCCCUAAGCGAAGUAGUUCGCCUGGCCACUUUUGUGUUUAAUGGUAGGGACGAGGAAAAAGCUAAGGAAAAACGUAAGCAAAAGAAGGAGGAAGUAAGUAUGUUGGCAGCUGCAUUGCAGGUUCCCUUGGGGAAUCAGCACUGGCAGGGACAUGGGAAUACAAGGGGAAGGGGACGCAGUACAGGACGAGGAGGAGGCUGGGGCGGGACAAGGAACGGGAACUGUAAUUAUUGUAAGCAACCGGGGCCCUGGAAGAGGGAAUGCCCCCUGCUUCCAUGAGGGGCUCCUUGGCAGGAUCAGCCGGAGACCUGUUCUUCCCCUAACGCUCCCCAGGACUUCGCUAAUCCCCAGGGACUAGAGGCGGAGAUUUUGGGAACCUUGGGAGAGUUGGAAUGGGAUUUGGGGUUACAGUCGCAAAUUUAUCUAAAAGUUGGGGAACAGCUUGUGCCUUUUUUAGUAGAUACCGGUGCCACCCUCUCCACUUUAACUUUUGUUCCUGGCUCUCUUUCCGAUACCAAAGUUUGGAUGCAGGGUAUAGAGGGCAAUCCGUGCCCGGCUCCCCUAUCCUACCCUGUCCCUGUUGAGCUUGGUUCUUUAAAGUUGUCACAUAGAUUUGUUGUAAUGCCAGAGGGCCCCGCGAACCUUCUCGGGCGGGAUGUGCUGAGCAAACUGGGGGCACACAUAUAUUGGGCCCCCGAGGGGCUCCGCAUGUCCGUCCCGGACUCGGCUGUUGCUUCUCUUAUGUCAUUGGCUACCCCUGUUCCUGACGUCCCCUCUGAAUUGUCCAGUGUUCCACACAGUUUGUGGAGCACGAAUUCUACCGAUGUAGGCCUUCUUAAAUCAGCCGUUCCAGUUAGUCUGGAAACAAGGGACAGACCGCCUCCCUCCGUAAAACAAUACCCCUUGCCGAGGGAGGCGGAAGAGGGCAUUUCACUUCUUAUUGACAGCUAUUUGACUCAGGGGGUUCUAGUUCCCUGCAGUUCGCCCUGUAAUACUCCCAUUCUUCCUGUAAGGAAGACUAAACCGGGCCUGGACGGGCGUCCAGUCUAUCGGUUUGUUCAGGAUCUACGGGCUAUAAAUGGUUAUGUUAUAGCCCCCCAUCCAGUUGUCCCUGAUCCGAGCACCAUUCUAACACUGAUUCCUCAGUCGGCCACUUGUUUUACUGUCGUAGAUUUGUGUGCGGCAUUUUUCAGUAUCCCUUUGCACCCCGAUUCUCAAUAUUUGUUCGCGUUCACCUGGAAGGGCCAGCAGCUAACGUGGACACGUCUUCCCCAAGGGUUCUCAGGCUCCCCCACUAUUUUUUCCCGGAUUCUCACCGAGGAUUUAAAAGAUUUUGUCUUGCCUAGUUCGUCUGUCCUAGUUCAAUGUGGAUGAUUUGUUAGUUGCUGCCUCUGAUUAUAAUGCAUGUUUAAUUGACUCUGUUGUUUUGCUUACUGCCCUAGCCAAUAAGGGUCAUCGUGCAUCUCCAUCCAAAUUGCAGCUGUGCAAAGAUCAGGUAAUUUAUUUAGGUUUUGUGAUUCGGCCUGGAGAGCGUUUACUCUCCCCUGAUAGGGUGCAGGCAAUCCAGGAUUGCCUGUGCCCGACUACGAAAAAGCAGUUGCGGGCUUUCCUGGGGGCUGCGGGGUUCUGCCGACCCUGGAUAGUGGCCUUCGGGGAAUUGGUGAAACCGUUAGUCCAAGCCACCACAACAUCGACCCCUGAUCCUGUCUCCUGGACCCCGGAAAUGGAAGCCGCUUUUGAAUCCACCAAGAAGGCUCUGAUCUCUGUGCCCGCCUUGGGACUCCCGGAUUACGGUAAACCAUUUUUCCUCUUCAGCCACGAGCAGCGGGGAAUGGCCAGUGGUGUCCUAUUGCAGUACCUAGGGGAUCACCCACGCCCCAUAGCUUACUAUUCUGUACAAUUAGACCCUGUCAUUCGGGGAUCGGUCUCCUGUGUGUGGUCCAUUGCCACUCCAGCCCUUAUGGUGGAACGGUCAUGCCCUAUUGUUCUGGGGCACCCUUUGACUGUCUGGGUCCCCCACGAGGUUGAGGUUCUUUUAAAACAGCAUACAACGCAAGCGCCGUCUCCGCAGCAGGCACACAAAUACGAGCUGAUUCUGCUGGCCGUUGACAACAUCACCCUUCACCGCUGCAACGUCCUCAACUCCGCUACACUGACACCCCUUUCGGAGGGUGGCACACCUCACCAUGUAUGUAUGGACGUCGUCACUGCGAGCGGUAAGCCUUGCCCGGAUUUACGUGACCUCCCUCUGAAAAACCCGGACCUGUCCCUUUUUACCGAUGGCUCCUCCUUCUAUUUGGAGGGCCAGCGGGUAUCCGGCUAUUCCGUCACUACUCAGACAACCGUUGUAGAAGCAGCCCCCCUUCCACCUUCCUUUAGUGCUCAGGGCGCGGAAUUGCACGCUCUUACUAGGGCUUGCUUGCUGUCUGUUGGGAAAUCUGUUACCAUUUAUACAGACUCUAGAUAUGCCUUUGGGGUUUGCCAUGCUACGGGCCAGCUCUGGAAACAGCGAGGGUUUCUAACCUCCUCAGGCACUAAGAUUGCAAAUGGCCCUUUAAUCUCUGCACUUUUGGACGCCAUUCAAGAUCCUCUCGAACUGGCUAUUGUCCACUGUUAUGCUCACCAGCAGUCUGAGAAUCCUGUCUCUGAAGGUAAUGCCUUGGCUGAUGCGGCCGCAAAGACUGCUGCCCUUCAGCCCCUCCCGGUGUCUGCAACUCUUCUUCUGGAUACAUCCUUCCCGUUGACGGACUGGAUGCACUUGUAUGCUGAUGUGCCACCUGGUGAGCUCCAGGACUGGAAAUGUUGGGAAGGCUCUGAAGGUGUUGAUAAGGACAAUGAAGCUGAACGAGCGAAGCGUGGCGCAUUAUGCCACAUGUGACUCUCCGGCAGAUCAUGCUGGCUUCCUCCACAAGCGUGUCGAGCGGCACCACCACCACCACCACGCCACUUCCUACCACCGUCGCUGGUUCAUCCUCAAGGGCAACCUGCUGUUCUAUUUUGAAGAUCGUGAGAGCCGGGACCCCCUGGGGCUUGUUGUGCUGGAGGGCUGCACCGUGGAACUGUGCGAGGCUGCCGAGGAGUUUGCCUUUGCCAUCCGCUUCGAUGAUGCUGGUGCCAAGGCCUACGUGCUGGUGGCCGACUGCCAGGCCGCCAUGGAGGGAUGGGUGAAGGCGCUUUCACGAGCCAGCUUUGAUUACAUGCGUUUGGUGGUGAGAGAGCUGGAAAAGCAACUGGAGGAUGCCCGUAAGAGCUUGGCUGCCUGCCACAAAUCUCCAAGAAAGUCAUCAUCUGGCAGAAAAAGGCAUUUGUCCAAUCCUGCGAUGGCGCUCGUCCAGGAGCAGCCUCCCAUCUUGGAGAACGGUUACUCCACAUGGGGCAGUGGUUACAUCCCUGCAGGGGCCUCCUGUGCUGACCACGAUGGGGGGUGUUCCAAACCCCCGCCUCUGCCUCCUCGCCGGCGCUUGGCAGCUGGCAGUGGAUGCGGAGCACUCAUCACCGGCCUCUCUUUGACUGGGCAGGAAAGCCCCAUGUCUCCGGAGACAGCCUGUUUCUCCAAGCUACACAACUGGUACGGUCAGGAGAUUGCGGAGAUAAGGAGGGAGUGGCUGGAGAGCCAGAGGAGUGGGGAACUGUGAACUGGGGAAGGCAAGGCAUGGAGUGACACCAAGCCCAUUUCGACAUUAUUGUUGCUGUACUUGGUGACCUCUCUCCCAUCCAGGAGAAUAGCCAGAUAAGUGACAAUGUUUUCUCUCCUUCCUUUCUGGAAUCAUUGCAUGUUGGGUGGGUGAGUGAGGUUGGGAUCUAGGAGAGACACCAAUCUUCCCAAGACCUCGUUUUCACCUUUGAGCCCUCAGACAGUGUAUGUUCCCCUGUGGAAUAUUGCAGCAGGGCUGUAAAGUGUCAGGAACUGUAGAUUUUGAAUCUGGGAUGGAGAUUGUGGAGUGGGGUGUGUGUGACCAGACUUGCAUACACAAAAUGGGCAUCACUCUGCUUCCGUUCAGGUGGCUGUUUUUAUUCCCUACCAAUCUGGACUGGAUGGAGUGGUGUGUUUUAUUGUUAUGCCUUCUUUGAGUAAUCUGUUCUGAUUUAUCGUCAGCAACUGAAUGUUUGCUUAGGUUAGAGGUAAGGAGCAUCUAUUGCCUGUUAACUCUUAGAAAAUGGCUUCUUAUGUCACGCUCACAUUCCUUCUGAGCCCCAGAGUAAUCAAUGGUGAAUUAAGACUGGAUUGAACAGAGUGGCUGAACUGGGCCCUUUGCUCUGAAGAGCACCUGAAGGUGUGUAGCUCUCACACCUCUCACUGGCCUGGACUCAAGCAGAUUUGGGGCUGCAUUGUUUGGGCUGGUCCAUGGGCCAUAUUUCACCUUAAUCAAUCCCUGAUGGUGCUUUACCCUAGUCUCAGUCUAUCUGAUUUGAAUGGGCUCAGAUUUAUGGAUAUAGGACUCCCAGCCUUCAAAACUAGGAUCAGAUUCUUAUACAAUAUAUCCAGUAAUGAAUUAUAGUAUGGGUUGGCUAAAGAGAAGAAACAUAAAAGGCCACCAAAGGAUUCUGGAUCAUAUGGUUGUAUCAAGCAUGAGGGCAGGUGUGACUCAAUAACCAAUAAUUAUUUACACAAGUCUGUGGUACCAACCGUUCCUCCCGCAGUAAAUUCUUGACAGAGGUGAGGAGUGCAGGGAUCUGUCACUGCCCAUCUCGUUGCAUAUUAUAGAAUUAGCAUAUCUAUAAGUGUAUUUUAGGUGCUGUAGUAUUUAUGGUGGGUAAAAGGAGGCAGUGUGAGGUAGGGGCAUGGUGAUACUUGGGUGCGCACCACCUUUCACAAAAAAACCCAACCCAACCCAAACCCUGCUAAACCUAUCAGACAGACUUGCAGAGACCGCCACAAACUCAUAUUUUCCCCUCUCUGAAUGUGAGCUUGGAAGCAAGACUCCCAGAGAGGCAGCAAAUUCUGGACUGAACCAAAGGUCAGGAGAACAGAACUCCCAAAUUCUAAUCUUGCUCUAGCACUGAUGUGCUGUGGCGCCCUGGCCAAGUCAAUUAACCUCAGACUCUCCUUCUGUAAAAUGGGGAUAAUAAUACUUCUUUACCUCCCAAAGGCUUCUGUUGUUAACCUCAGUACAGCGUGUUGAUUGUGCAAAGUGUUGUAUGUGGUACAUGGUCACGGUUCUUAGGGUAUGGCUGAGGACACUAAUUGUCCAGACCCAAAUUUUGGCUGGGUCUUUCUGAUGAUACUGUAGCUGAGCCCCUACUCCCAAAAGUGGGGCCUCAUCACUGGAACACACACAUACAACGCAGAAGGGGAGGAGAAAAUCAGUGGAGGAGGGACAAAGAUAAUCGUGCACUCUGUAGGGAUGGGGCAGAGGGGGAAGGGCAUGAAGAGAGGCAUUUGGGGUUAAGAGAGACUCACCAGUGUGUCACUGACGCUGUUGUGAAUCAAGUCCAUAGCGUCUAUAAAUGAAAAUGAGUUGAGAGAGAGGCUGCUAGGCCACAAAUUGCUGUUAAAAAGGUAGUUGGGCUUCGGCGGGGAUAAAGAUACAUGGACAAAUAGUCCAGGGACUGUGUAAAAAGCUGGUGGAAAAUAUUAUGUAGAGAGAGUAUUUAUAAUUUUCCUACUCUUUCCUUUUAUCCUCUUAGUAGGAACUUUGUUUCAGAGCAGAACACGUUGUGCAGACCCCUGCUACCAGCCAAAGAAUGUUUUUAACAAUGUUUUUAAUUACAUGUACCAUUAAUGAACCAUACCGUGAGAGCAAUGAGCGUCUCUGGCUUGUGCACUAAUAGGCUACUGGGGCACUUCUUGGCUGGUUGAAGCAUUCAGUCUUGUUCUUCACAAUGUGCAGGAGAAGCUUCCAAAAGCACAAAGGGAGUCACGCCUCCAACUUCCAAUGCUUUGGGUGCCUAGCGCCCUGUUGUAAAUCUCAAAUGGCGCGACUUUGAUCUGUGAACAACAUAAUCUGUGUAUCUCUUAUUCACUGCUGCAUUUCGGUUUCUUUAUAGUGUUCUUUGGCUGAAAUCCCCACCCCUUUACCUGUAUCAUAUCUACUACAUUCAUGAGUUAAAGGGGACACUGCCAACUAGUGCAGGCUCCAAGUUCUGUUUUGUCCUGGGGUUUUUUGGUUGGGGAUGCAGAAAGUGUUUAUAAAAGUUAAUGUGGAGAGAAAUAUUUUUGAGACUUUUUAAAGUCUAUAAAAACCAGCUGUAUUUGGAAGCUUAAACCUUCCCUGUCACUGUUGGAAACCCAAAGACACCAGCAAUUUGCUGGUGCCUGAGAACCAUGAAGUGAAAAUGACUGAAAGAGAAAAUAAGUAAUCCAGCCUGUUUUGCUGUUGGAGCUGAAAUUGGAAUAGUAUAAUUGAUUUAAGUCAGUUUUAUUUUUAAGAUUCUUCUCAUUUUAAUAAGACUAAGUAGUGUUACUAAUACUCCUAAAAGCUUUAUUUUAAUAUUUUUAUUUUGCCUAUCCCAUUACAUAGUUUUCACGCUAUCUGGCUUCAUAGCUAGUGUGUGUGCUAAAUAGUUAUUUUUGAAGUGUGACCCACAGUGUUCUCUUCAAGCAUCCAGUGUUUUUCUAAUGAUUUUUUUGGUCUUUAUAUCCCUAAGUCCUGUGAACCAGGGGCAGGAUACCAGUGUCUGUGUUUGGGAUAAUUUUGUUUAUUAAUGAUCAGAAACUAAAACAUUGAGUGAUAUUUGUGCUUCCCCUACAAAUGUUUUUGAGACUUCAUUUGGUUAUGGGGUGCAGCAUGACUUUAGAUGCACUGAUUUAGGGUUUUCAUCAUCCCUUUCCCACCUCAGUUUCAUAUUAGGUAUUGGCACCUGGUGUCUUUAAAAAAAAAUCAUAUUUGGGUCUGUGCAAAGAUCUGCUCAUGUGUAGUUAGUUUUCUUUGCUGGCUGAGCAAAGGCAAGUGCUCCUUUAGGCGGGGGAUCAGUUAACUAGUGUGUGUGUGCACCACUGCCUUCUAUUGGAUAGAAUAUCAAACCUGCUUAUCAGUCCUGCUGGCUGUGCCCUUGAACUGCUCCCUAGGCAGAAGGUGAGGACUUCUGUUCCCUGAUAUUGCAGUUGAGUUGGUUAAUGGACCAUUCUGCCUUUGCAUCUUCAGGCACAGAUCAUUACAGGGCAAGGGAGACAUGUCAUUGCCUGCCAGCACAGUCUCCCCUGCAAAAAUUUGAGACAUAGCUUUUAGCCAAACUUUUUUCUCCCAAUCAUUUAGGUUGGGGUUGCUUAUUCUUUUACACCCCCCCCCCGCCCCUUUCAUUAUUCUUAAACAGUGAAAAUCUCUGAACAGAACAGAAUUUCUAGCAAAAGAGGACUGAAUAUUUUAAAGUUUGAUAGCUGUCCCUCUGAAGUUAUUCAAGAUGCUGUCUUUUCAAAUAAAUCUUUGGUACAAUAUGAAAAGCUCUUUCUGUCAUAUAUGGGAGGAAAAUGCUUGAUAAAAUUUCAGUAAUAGAGGGAGGCUGGUGGUUCUGGUAUGUUUUUCACGAGCUCUGCCAAAGAUUGGGUCUGAUCCUGCCAAAGUAAUAAUUGAAGUCAUUGUACUCUUCUGAGGAAGGGUUUUCAUCUCCAGACCCGUUUGCUUUAUAGCUUUAUUUACCUACACUUUGUUGUUAAAAAAAUCCAACCACUAUGAUGUUUACCACUUGGUUCAAAUUGAGACAGGGCUGAUAGUAACCAAAAUACGUCAUCUGGUGGACCCAUGUGAAUUUAGGGUUGCAGACUAUUUCCCAGUGGCAUACUUGUUCCCAGCCAAUUGAAGUGUUUUUUGUGAUGUUUUAGUAGAGAGGCCAAAGGUUCAAAUAGCCAUGGAGAUUGACCUGCCUGCUCACCCAUACAGGUGGCAUCUCCAGACGAGUAACAGGAGGUGAUGGUCGGAAGCUUGCACCUAUGGUGUAUUUGGUCUGUGGAUUAAGUGGAGAUGAGUCUCCAGUUCUGCUAAUCUAGCAUCUUUCGCCAGCACCAAAUUCACUGGUAAAGUCUGUACAAUUUAACAAAGAACACUAAAAACAACUUGCAGUAUGUUUCUCCCUAGUUACCGUGAAGUGUUUAAGUACUUUAAGUAGAUAUUGUAUUUUUUUAAAGAAGGCAGUUUUGCAUGGCCUUUAUUUUAUAUAAAAACAGUAUAUUAUUGUGCAUUUAAUUGUUAACAUUUGUAUUUUGUAUUUUAAGCUAGUAAUACUAAAUAAACAGGUUUUGAAUUCGGA
This is a messenger RNA of Chelonia mydas (Green sea turtle), 9336 nucleotides long. RefSeq names its product PH domain containing endocytic trafficking adaptor 2 (gene PHETA2). Lineage: Eukaryota; Metazoa; Chordata; Testudines; Cheloniidae. The record is from RefSeq and is a predicted model, not a curated record. Gene Ontology annotation, biological process: receptor recycling; retrograde transport, endosome to Golgi; endosome organization. Gene Ontology annotation, cellular component: early endosome; trans-Golgi network; recycling endosome. The transcript has 2 exons. Bases 3915 to 4787 code for a protein of 290 amino acids.